AUGCCGGGAGUCUCCAAAAAAGUCUCCAAGACGACCCCGCGUCCCAUUCCUGGCCGUGACACGGACGGGCACACGUACAAGUCUGCCGAGGACAUGUGGGCCCGCGAAUUGCGUGGGGACCUGUACGACGCUGAAACAGGGUGGUACGGCAAGUCUUUGCAGUAUUGGUCAAAAGUGCCGACGACUGUAAGUGGUGUGCUGGGGGGCAUGGAACACAUUCAUGAUGUGGAUCUCAAGGAGUCGCGGGAGUUUAUAACUUCCCUGCCCGACCGUGGCACUGCACAUGCGUUGGAUUGCGGUGCCGGUAUUGGUCGCAUCACGAAAUGCUUACUCUGCUCCUUGUACGCGGUUACCGAUCUCUUGGAGCCGGUGCCAAGCAUGCUUGAGAAGGCCAAGGAAGAGCUCAAGGGGUAUCCAGUGGGGGAAUUUUUUCUUUCUUCCAUGGAAACAGUCCAGCUAAAGCCAAACACAUAUGAUCUGAUAGUUAUUCAGUGGACAGCAAUUUACCUAACGGACGAUGAUUUUGUUAAUUUUUUGGCGCACUGUAAAACCGCACUUACGUCUAAGGGGUAUAUUUUCUUCAAGGAAAACUGCUCCUCUGAUGACCAAUUUGUCGUUGACAAGGAGGACAGUAGUUUGACAAGAUCUGAUGCGCAUUACAAGCGGAUCUUCGCCGCGGCGGGGGUAAAGGCUGUGAAGGAGACGAGGCAGAAGGACUGGCCAGAGGACCUAUUCAAGGUGAAGAUGUACGCUCUGCGUUAA
Molecule: messenger RNA, 762 nt
Organism: Trypanosoma conorhini
Lineage: Eukaryota; Euglenozoa; Kinetoplastea; Trypanosomatida; Trypanosomatidae
Product: SAM-dependent methyltransferase
Exons: 1
Coding region: 1-762 (253 amino acids)
Biological process (GO): N-terminal protein amino acid methylation
Cellular component (GO): cytoplasm
Molecular function (GO): methyltransferase activity
Source: RefSeq, a predicted model, not a curated record